Microplitis mediator is the source of this 2857-nucleotide messenger RNA. RefSeq lists its product as uncharacterized. The record is from RefSeq and is a predicted model, not a curated record. Gene Ontology annotation, molecular function: DNA binding. Lineage: Eukaryota; Metazoa; Arthropoda; Insecta; Hymenoptera; Braconidae. The coding region runs from base 268 to 1416 and encodes 382 amino acids. Gene Ontology annotation, cellular component: nucleus. The transcript is spliced from 2 exons.
GCCACCGACACCUUUUAAAAUUGAGCUAAAAAUUUUUCCUAAUGGGAGAAUUUUUUUCUCGAUAUAUAGGUCCUUUUUAAGACGUAAAUUCGAUAGGUUGGUUUUUUUGGCUCACCCUACUCUACCCUCUAUCCUCCAUCUCCAUAUUGCCGUCAUAUUCGACAUCGACACAGAUGCCAUUUUUGUAAUUUUUCGCUUGCGGUCAGUUCCCGUUUUCAAAUUAAUUACAAAAGAUUUAAUGUAAUAAAUGUUACAAAGACUAUAAAUAUGGCUCCUAAUCAGAAAAAAAAAAUUAAACCUGACGAACAACCGUUACAAAAAAAAAAUAAAGCUACUAAAUCUAUUUUAACAAAGCAAUAUGAUGAAGAUAAAUUAAAGAAAGCAUUGUAUGACAUUAGAAAUGGUAUGGCAAUACGAACUGCCAGUCGUAAUUACAACAUUCCACGGGGGACUUUACAAGAUCGGGUUCAUGGUAGAGUAGCUGAAGGUGUAAAUAGGAAGGGACCAAGUACAGUAUUGUCAAAAGCUGAAGAGGAUGCUUUGGCAAAUUGGUGUAGAAAUCUUGUAAAAUGCGGAUUUCCUUUGAAAAAAGAAGAUUUGUUAAAUACGGUAGCUCAAAUAAUCAAAAGUGAUGGACGUCAAACACCAUUCACAGACGGCCGUCCGGGGAUAAAAUGGUAUAAAGCUUUUAUGAAUCGCAAUAAAUUAACACCUAAAACUCCGGAAACUAUAAGUAAAGGAAGAGCUGUGAUUACUGAACAAUUAAUUGAAAGCUGGUUCAUUGGGCUCAAAAAUUUUCUCAAAGAAGAGAAUGCUGAAGACAUUCUUGAGGACCCAGAGAGGAUAAUAAAUGGUGAUGAAAUGAGUCUUCAAAUCUGCCCAAAAACAGAAAAAGUUAUUGCCCCAGUGGGAUACAAAAAUGUUCAUCAAGUCUCAACUGGUCCAGAGAAGGAAGCAAUUACUGCUCUACUUUUUUUCACUGCAAGUGGACAAACACUCAAUCCAUGUGUUGUAUUGCCUCACAUACGUCCUCCAUGUGACGUCAUUGAAAGUUUACCUGAAGGAUGGAUUCUAGGUAAAUCAGAGUCUGGCUGGAUGAAAACAGAUAUAUUUUAUGAUUACUUUGUCAAAUCAUUGAAUCCAUGGUUAACUGACAAAAAAAUUAAAAAACCAGUUCUUGUGUUAGUUGAUGGACACAAAAGCCAUCUUACUUUAAAAAUUAGUGAAUAUUGUGCUAAUAAUGGAAUAAUAUUAUAUGCUCUACCACCAAAUACCGCACAUAUGAUGCCACCUGCUGAUGUUAGUCUUUUCAAACCUUUAAAAAAUGAAUGGACGGAAACUGUUCAUAACUGGCAAAUGCAACCGGAAAAUGUAAACUGUCAUUCAUCAAAAAUAAAAUUUAUGAAUAUUAAAUAACAAAGUUUUCGUCAUUAAUUAUUUGUAGUGUUUCAAUUGUCCCUGUUCAUAUUGCAGCACCUCUCUUGUAAAUACUUUCAACAGACUUCAACUGUAUGUUUCUUUUUUUUUUUUUUUUUUUAUUAUUUUUCCGAUUUUUGAUUAUUGUACUGCAGCUUUUACUAAUAUUAUAAGUAGAUUACAACUUAAAUUACAAAGGAAACUGAAUGCGUGUGUUAGAUUUAUUUAUAAAAUUGCUAGGUUUGAACAUGUCAGUAUGUAUUAUAAAAGAUUAGGUUGGUUAAAGUUAAAAUCGAGGAGAGACUACUUUAUUGCUUGCAUAUUUUACAAAGAAAUACAUUUGAACUUUAACCAACUAUUUAGAUCGAAAUUAGAGUUUCUGCCUGUUUUGUUACGUAGAGGAGAUAUAAGGCAAGACUACUUAAGAAUACCAAAAUGUAGAUCAUCAAUAUAUGAAAACUCAUUUUUAAUUCAUGGUAUGCAUGUAUGGAAUUCUUUACCGCCAGAACUAACGACAAUGCAAACUUUUGAAGAAUUUAAGAUUGCUUGUUUCAAUCAAUUUUUUGAAUGUCAAUAAUUAAUUAAUUAAUCUUUUUGUUAAAACGUAAAACAUACACAUGUAUAUAUUUUAUAAGAUUUUUUUGUAUUUUUUGAUGGUCCUCAGUAGGGUGGGUUGAAAAAAAACUUUUUUUUUGUUUUUCUUAGCAUGGGGGUAGAAUUUGUACCUUAUAGAAAAAAAAAUUUUUUUACUCAACAUUUUGAGGUGGCCCAAUCGUUUUUAUAAUAAAUAAUUGAUCAAAUGGGGUAGUCCCAACGAAAAAAAUUACAUGGUGUUCUAGAAUCUGUAGGGUGUCCCCUUGAAAGCUAAUUGAAAGUCAGGAGUUGAAAAAAUUUUUUUCCUAUUAUUUUUGUAAUUUAAGUAAAAAAUUCAAAAAUGAAAAGCAUUUUCUUUUGAAUUAAAAUGAAAGUGAAGUAAAAAAAAAUCACAUUCGACAAUUAUUAGAUGUUUUCCACGAUUUUGGACAAAAAAAAAUUUUUUUCGUUGGAACUACCCCGUUUAAUCAAUUAUUUAUUUUAAAAACGAGUGGGCCACCUCAAAAUGUUGAGUAAACAAAUUUUUUUUUUCUUGAAAUAUUUUUUUUUUUUAUAAGCUACAAAUUCUACCCCCAUGCUAAGAAAAACCAAAAAAAAAGUUUUUUUUCAACCCACCCUAGUCCUCAGGGAGCUACGGCUCUAGGAUCAAAUAAAUAUAUUUAUCUAUCUAUCUAUCUAUCUAUCUAUGUCAUAUAAAAUUUAAAAUAAACUCAUGAUACAAAAAUAAAUGAAGUUGUCUUAAAUUUUUUAAUUUAUAUUUUAUUAGUAACUUUUGUCAUUUCACGCUUAUAAUAUAGCUUGUUAAUCUUUAUACAACAAUUUUAUUAAUAAUAUUAAAGAAAAUGAA